GCAAGAGCAUGUAUUUAUAAAUUCCUUCACAAGUGACUUCCUCAUUUUCACCAUACUGUUGUCUGAUGACUGUCAACUCACUAACUCUCUGGAAGUUUCAAACAACAUACUUGGAACAUAUUUAUAUUUCCUUUCUGUAAGGUCGUGAAGCAGCGGUGUACUGUCUAAGCAGUCUCUGUGUGAAAGGGUGUUGCCUGUCUUCUGCAUCACUCAGCAUGGGCCCCAAGAAGAAAACUGUCUGGGAGAACCUGCGUGAGAAGACCAAGACCCAGUUCAACAACAUAAAGAAGAAGACAACCCCGGGGAAGCUGGAGAAGAAAAAGCCCAAGCCCCUGCAUUAUAGACGCAGUAUGUCAGUGCCGGACCUGAGGUUUGUUCAGGAAGCUGAAUCCUCUCCAGUAGAAAGUGCAUUCUCCACAGCCUCGGACGCCAUCUUAUUUGACAGCUCCUCAGGUUCAAGUGAUAAUGCCUCUUUUAUCUCAGUUCCUCUAUUCAAGGACAGGCUGACUGCAACUGAUGCAGGCCCCUCAGGUAGAAAGACUGUGUAUGAUUUGGCUUUCAAAGAUAACAUGAAUGUGUCUGUUUCUAGAAUGAGUGCACCUGUGGAGACACAAACUCUCUAUGAUGAAUCAGAAGAGGAGGACAUGGCAGCCUUUAUGGGCAGAAUCCACAUGCCAUCAGACAAAUGGAAUACACCUGCAGAGAGGUCAACUUCUUCUGCUUCUUCUACUUCAGCAGAAAGAGUAAAAACACCAGUGGACAGAGGGAACCCACCCGUACCUACCCCGAGAUCAAAUGCUCCAAAUAUACAUGCGUGCACAACAAGAUUGACUUCAUCAGUGGAGGGAAUUAAUGUUUCUACAGAAAGAUUGCUCUUCUCUGAAGACAGAGUGGCCGCUAGGGACCAAGUGAGUACAUCUACUGAAAGAUUUGCUUCUUCUGUCUCUGACCAAACAAGCCUAGUUACAGAGAGACUGUCUGAAACCAGGGAGGGAGGGAAACAACCAGCAGAAGUGAAAUGGUCUGUUCCUCCAAAACCACAGGACAGAUUGAACAUUCCUCCAGAUAGAUGGUUUCUGCCAGUGAACAGGGCGGACAGGAUGGGCACCCCAGACAGGAUGGGCACCCCUGCUGACAGUGUGGAUGGUUCUGCGUGUGGAACCCCAUUAGAGAAAGAACCCUACACGUUCUGGCCCACUGACUCUGAGGACCUGGAUAUGCCAGAGCCCCCAGUAUCCACAGACAUCAGAGACAUCUUCUGCAGGGAGCUUCAGGAAGACAAUGAGGCUAUGGCAGCAGGGAGCCUACCUGGUCCUAUUCAGAAGUACCUCCUCACUGUCAACCUGAAGGAGGGCAGGAACCUGGUCAUCAGAGACCGCAACGGUACAAGUGAUCCUUAUGUCAAGUUCAAACUGGAAGGAAAGACGUUUUACAAAAGCAAAGUUGUGUAUAAGAACCUGAAUCCAAAAUGGAGUGAGUCCUUCUCUUUCCCCCUGCAGGAUUGGGAGCAGGUUGUCGACGUGAGGGUCUAUGAUAAGGACCGUACCACUGAUGAAUUCAUGGGUUCCAGCACAAUUGUGAUCAAAAACCUUGAAUUAGACAAGACCAGUGAGAUGGUGCUAAGUCUGGAGGACCCCAGCAGUCUGGAGGAUGACAUGGGCGUCAUCGUCAUUGACACAUGCCUAACUUUCAGAGAUGCUACGAUCAAAAGACCAAAACGGCACCAGAAAAAUAGAAGAUUUAGGGGAGGCCAGAACCAGAAGGGGGACCAGUCCCAGCCACAGGAUAAGGACCAGACCCAGGGUUCAGCUGAGGCCACCAAUAUGAGCCAGCUGUGGAGUGGCGUGUUUGGUAUCACCCUGUUAGAGGGACAGGACAUGCCUGAAUACGGCCAGGGGAACGUCUAUGUGCGUUACAGACUGGGAGAGCAGAAGUACAAGAGCAAGAACCUGUGCGUUCAGGCCAACCCUCGUUGGAGGGAGAAGUUUGACUUCAACAAGUAUGAGAACUGGCUGGAGCUACUGCAGGUGGAGGUGUUUGUUAAGAGAGGCAGGAAGAGUGAGGAAUCCUGGGGAAUGUUUGAGGUGGACCUGUCCAAGCUGCCAGUAAACACACAGCAGCUCUACACACAAGCCCUGGACCCAGGCAAAGGCAGGCUGAUAUUACUGGCCACCUUCAACCCCUGCAGUGAGGUCUCCAUAUCAGACAUUAACAAACCUCCCCUGGAACAGCCAGACGAGAGGGACCAAAUACUGGAGAAAUAUAGUUUGAAGAACUCUCACAAAAGUGUGAGGGAGGUUGGCUUCCUUCAAGUCAAGGUUUUCAAUGCAACAGAUCUCACAUCAACUGAUCUCAAUGGGAAAAGUGAUCCAUUCUGUGUACUGGAGCUGGGGAACAGCAAGCUACAGACUCACACCAUCUACAAAACACUCAGCCCUGAGUGGAACGAAGUCUUUACAUUCCCAAUAAAGGACAUCCAUGAUGUGUUGGAACUGAAGGUCUUUGAUGAAGACGGAGACAAAGCCCCAGACUUUUUGGGCAGAGUGGCCAUUCCACUACUCUCUGUUCAGAAUGGACAGCAGGUCACCCGAGGGUUGAAGAAUGAGAACUUGAGGGGUCCAGCCAAAGGUACCAUCUCACUGGUGAUGGAGGUCCACUAUAACCCAGUUAGAGCCGGCAUCAAAACCUUCAAACCAAAAGAGGAGAAAUUCAUGGAGGACAACCGAAAAUUCUCGAAAAAGGUCCUUGCCCAGAAUAUCUACCGAGUUCGGAAAAUCACCCUGGCAGUGCUGCAUAUGUUACAGUACAUUAAAAGCUGUUUUCAGUGGGAGAGCACACAGCGGAGUAUAAUAGCCUUCCUGACCUUCAUGGUGAUGGUUUGGACCUGGGAGCUCUUCAUGAUGCCCAUCUUCCUGCUGCUGCUUAUUGGCUGGAACUACUUCCAGGUCACCCCGGGGAGGGUCAGCAGCAAUCAGGACCUGACGAACAUGAACAUGACCGAUGAUGAGGAGGAAGAUGAGAAGGAAUCUGGGAAAAAGGGACUGAUGGAGAAAAUCCAUAUGGUCCAAGAGAUCAUCAUCACUGUCCAAAACAUUUUGGAUGAAAUCGCAUGCAUAGGGGAAAGAGUCAAGAACACAUUCAACUGGUCUGUGCCCUUCCUGUCCUGCCUGGCCUGCUUGGUUCUCUUUGUGGCAACAGCAGCAUUAUACUACAUCCCACUGCGCUACAUUAUCUUGAUAUGGGGCGUUAACAAAUUUACCAAGAAGCUGCGCAACCCGUAUGCCAUUGACAAUAAUGAAAUACUGGAUUUCAUCAAGAGGGUGCCUUCUGAUGUUCAAAAGGUGCAGUACAGCGAGCUGAGAGCGCCUAGUGUCCAGAGCCCACCACGAAGGAGACGGUAAGCCCCUUUGACGUGCUGGAUGAAAGGACCUGGCUCCUUCUGAAAAUGGCACAGCCCAGUCUGCUACGAUGACAAUGCUCCAGUGCCAGCAGAACCUGCGACCCCUUAUCCCCCUGCUCCCCCCUCUCCUGUGCCCCUUGCUGCGGGGGUGCAGUCAGCCACUCUCCCGCUUGUGCGUCUGCCACCCCCCUGACAGGGGGCUGUGCACUACACCGGGCUAGGAGGGCAGCACAUGGAGCUGUCAAUCCCAGAGCCAGAGACGCCGUCCGCCCACUCCGGCCCAGCUUGCAUCCAUUCAUGCAUUUUAUAAAAAGAAUGAGAGCUAGAGUUUGGUUUAACUCAAACCACUGCUGUUUUGCUUUAUGGAUUUGAGUAGUAACACCUUGAUCAGACUUGACAGCCUCAUUGCAUCAAGGCUGUGUAAAAUAUUCUGCAGUCAAACUUUUUUCAAUUUGUAAUCCAACAUUUGUGCUGGAUGUGUGUGCAACAAAAGUUAAACAUUCCCCUGUUGCUACUAUUUCUGUCAAGUCUAUGCAUACAAUUUGAUGUUCAUGUUGGAUUUAUCCAACAUAUACACCACACGAAACGCUCUGCAACGCAAUGCUGCUAGUCAAACACAGUGUUCCAUUGGAAAUGAAUGUACUUCUGGUGUACAAAAUGCGCCUUCGGUCAGAUUAAGGCGUUCAACUGAACUGCUGCAAUGCUUUGACUCAUUUACAUUUUCAUUUCAAAUAAGGGCAAAUGGGUAAAUACAAUACUGUAACUGUGCUAAAUCCAGUUAUUACUUUGUGGUCACAUUUAUUUAAUAUUAUAAUUCUUUUUUUUUUAAAUUAAAACCCCCCCUCUCCGGGGGACACAU
Messenger RNA from Salmo salar (Atlantic salmon), 4259 nucleotides. Its product is annotated as multiple C2 and transmembrane domain-containing protein 2. The record is from RefSeq and is a predicted model, not a curated record. Gene Ontology annotation, cellular component: synaptic vesicle membrane. Gene Ontology annotation, molecular function: calcium ion binding. Gene Ontology annotation, biological process: regulation of neurotransmitter secretion. NCBI's taxonomy places the organism in Eukaryota, Metazoa, Chordata, Actinopteri, Salmoniformes, Salmonidae.